AUGGGCGCGAUAUUCCCAACCCCUGUACCAGCCGCCGAAGCAUGGGAUGCGACUGAAAAAGCGACGGCUGAUAACCUGAGCACGACUUUUCGUCAACUGGCCGAGAGAUACCCUAACGAAAGCGCGGUAAUAUCCCUUCACCAGCAUGAAAUCUCAUAUGGGGACCAUGGAGAGAAAGAUACCAAGCCGAUUCGAUGGACUUUCUCUGAGCUACACGAGGAGAGUCUGAAGUUCGCGAAGCGCCUCUCAGCGAAAGGAGUCACACCCGGAAGCCACAUUGUCGCUAUUAUAUUCAAUCAGGUCGAAUGGGCUCUUACAUUUUGGGCGGCAGCACACCUGGGCUGUCGAUUUGUGCCCCUUGACCCUCGAGCAUUUGCCCGCAAAGAAGAUGCUCAAUAUCUGCUUGGAAAACUCCCCGUAUCUGCCAUUGUGGUUUCCACUGAGGAGAUGGCAAUGAAGGCGAAUGACGCGCUUUCGACCCUGCAUAUAACGCCUGUUAUCCGCUGCAUCACGAACAUCAAUCACAUGGAAUCAAAAAUCCCGGGGUGGACAGGUCUAUCUGAUAGCUCAGAUUCGUCAGAGAUCAACGAUAUCACACUUCCCAGCUCCCCAAGCACACCCCAGGAACCGGCCAUCAUCUUUUUCACGAGUGGUACGGGCGGGGCUCCCAAGGCUUGUCCACAGAGUGCCAUUAAUAUCCAUGCAGCAGCCCUUGGUUUCUCAAAUCGGUUGGGUCUCGACUCCAGUAACAGUGUGUGUCAGCAUUUGCCAUCCUUCCAUGUGUUCAGCGUGGCUAUUACCCUGUCAGUAUGGCUACGAGGAGGUAGCAUCAUUUUCCCCAGUUUGAGUUUCGACCCCUCGAGCAGUAUCCAGGCAAUUGAAUAUGGCCGCAAUGUGAUUUUGCCAUGUGUGCCCCUGAUGGCCCAGGUAAUCGCCAAAUCCCCGACCCUACUGAAACCCUUUGACACCUUGGACUCUGUCAUCAUGGGUGGAGCACCAGUCUCUCCAGAGGCCAUAGAGGUCGUUAGGUCAUUGGGCAUGAAGAGGAUUGUCGUGGGCUUUGGUAUGAGCGAGGGUGUGAUCACCCUCCUCAAUAUGAUGAAUGCUGACGAAGCCAAGCCCAACGCGAAUGGUGACGUCUCCUUGGGUACUGUUGUCUCCGGUUCUAAAGUACGCAUUUGUGCCCCCGGAAGUCGGAAACCUCUUCUUCGCGGUGAAUUGGGUGAACUCCAUCAGGGAGGUCUCCCAGUCUUCAACGGCUAUCUUGACCUGUCAGACGAGUCAUGUUAUCAGGAAAACGGUAUCAACUUUAUUGUCACAGGCGACCAAGCAUACAUGGAUGAGGAGGGCCAUGUCUACGUUCUGGGAAGGUAUAAAGACCUCAUCAUCCGUGGUGGCGAGAACAUCUCGCCCUUAAAGAUCGAAAAUUUCUUGACCCAAGCUACAGGGAUUGCCGCCCAGGUCGUAGGAAUUCCACACGAUCUGGCUGGGGAGGUUCCGGUUGCUAUUUUGCAACAAACCGCGACUAUUAAAGUAUCACUCGAGGAGCUACACACAACCAUAGUCUCCGAGUUAGGCGCUGGAUUUGCUCCAUCAAUGCUUCUGGACCUGAAGGCCGAUCUCGGUCAGGACAAUUUUCCCUCCACAACCUCCGGCAAAAUUCAGAAAACCACACUCCGGCAAUGGGUACUCGACUAUCUAAGCAAAGCACAGCCUGUUGAACUGAGCUCCAAUAGUGAUGCGCUGGAAUCUGAGUUGACUGUCUUUUGGGCGACUCUUUCCGGUCGGAAGAAGAUCAAAAUUCCUACAGAUGUAUCUGUGCACCGGUUCACUGAUAGCAUGAUGCUUAUUCAGUUCUGUUCACUGGUAUUUGAAAGGCUUGGAAAAAGAAUUACAAUGAGGGAUCUUGUCGACUACAACACAAUCCAAUCACAAGCAGACUUUCUCAGAAGUCGCCCAGAGGUCGGUCACCCCUCAGCCGCCACAAAGGAAGUUGAAUCCAAGUCAAUCCCUUUCUCAAUACUAUCACGAUCUGGCGGGGAUCAGAGCCGUCUUUUAUCUAUCAAAGAUGCUACAUCCGAGCACCUGGGCUCCAUGGAACUGAGCUGGGAGCACGUGGAGAAAGUUGCUCCUAUGACUGAUAUCAUGACAUUGAUGUCCAGAGGAGCCAGACCCAACUCCUGGAACCAUCGGCAUUCGAUUGUGAUCAAACAGAACAAUAUUCCAGACCUUAAAUUCAUCUUGCGAACUUGGAUCACAAAGCACCCUCUUAUGCGGUCGACUGUCGGGUCUGAUGGAUCGGAUGUUGAUUACUAUCUCAUCAUGGCGGCCACUGAUGCAUGGCUCCAGCAUCAAAUUUUCGAUGGCGAGGAGAUUGACCGUUCCGAAGAUCUCAUGACCUACAGACUCAAUGAUGCUGCAUGGGACUUUGUUUCUCCUGCGGGGCCAUUAUUCAAGGCCACCAUCUUGCCCAUUCGAGAUUCGUCGGACAUAGGAUUGAUCUUGCAUUGGCACCAUGCUAUGUUUGAUGGAUUGAUCAUCAAGCGGUGGUAUCUUGAACUGACCUAUCUCCUCAACCACAAACCAUCUCCUAUCUGUUUCCAUCCCUUCGAGCACUUCUCUGACGCCUUCUACAACUACCGUCAAGGCCCAUCUGCCAAGGAGGCGGUAGAUUUCCAUGUUCGGAGACUUCGGGGCAUUGGAUCGAAACGCGAACAGAUUUGGCCAGUCCAAAGAGCACCUCGGUGGCUUAAAGGUGAAACUAGUGGAUGGAAGCAUCUCAGCGGCGAGCUUGGAAAUCCAGAUGAGCGAGUUGCUCUCGAUGGAGACAAAUCCAUUGGUACCAUGGGAUCGAGCCUCACGGUAACUGUGCCAAAUAUCCUCAAAAUGCGAACGGAACACGAGAUCUCUCCGCCCAUCAUUGUCAAGGCUGCCUGUGCGCUGUUCAAUCUGCACAUUAUGGGUGGAGACGAGGCUAUAUUUGCUAGCAUCGAGUCAGGUCGAUCGUGGCCAGUUGCCGAUACUGCCAGCGCUGGUGGCCUCGAUCCUUCUGACGACUUGAUCAACCCAUUGACGAUCGAUGGGCCGACGAUGACCGAGACCAUCAACCGGAUUCGUCUUACUCCCGGCGAGACGGUUCAUCAGUUUCUGACCCGCCUCCGUGAGGAGCAGCGUGAGAUUGAUCUAUAUUCGCAUGUCCCCAUGGCAGCAGUUCUGGAUCGCCUAGAAGACCCAGCUGACGUCGAGACUGUGCGGGAUGUUCUCCAACGUCAGAUCUACGACUGGCUCCCGGCCGCAAGACCGGUUGAGCAAAUCGAAAACACCAUUACUGAAGAGAAGAGAGAGACAUCCGAUACCAAAGAAGCAUCGUCAAUGGACCUCCUCGAAUGUCUCGGUCGAACAGAUCUCGGUAUCGUGUGGUUCCCUACUUUGAUUAACGAGGAUACACUACAUCUCGAUGCUACUUGGGAUAAUGCCCAGCUACGAGCCAGUGAGGUUAACGAGGCCAUGCUGAAGUUCAUGUUUGCUACUGUGUGGCUAUCUGACCCGGAAAACUUGGAGCGACCCCUAAUAGAUUGCGAGUACCACAUUCCUGGUUUGGAGGUCACAGAUUUGGGGCCGUUUGAGAACCAUCGGAAUUGA
Penicillium samsonianum is the source of this 3642-nucleotide messenger RNA. Its product is annotated as Nonribosomal peptide synthetases (NRPS). Gene Ontology annotation, molecular function: medium-chain fatty acid-CoA ligase activity. The transcript has 2 exons. Gene Ontology annotation, biological process: fatty acid metabolic process. NCBI's taxonomy places the organism in Eukaryota, Fungi, Ascomycota, Eurotiomycetes, Eurotiales, Aspergillaceae. The record is from RefSeq and is a predicted model, not a curated record. The coding region runs from base 1 to 3642 and encodes 1213 amino acids.